AUGCCUCUUUAUUCCACACGUAUUUUUCCUCCAUUUCUCUUUUUUUUCAUGGCUUCAGUUAUUGGCAUGUUGCAUGUUCUUUUCGGCCUUUCUCUGUUUGUUUGCUUGUUUGUUACAGGAGUGCAGGCGGAGCUGUUCUACGUGCGCGAGGGCGUGGUCAACGAGUACGCCCUCAACUUUCAGGUGCCCGUGCCGCCGCACUUGGGUGCUCUACACUUCGCCUGGCAGAGCCUCGCCCACCACCCGCUGCAGUACUCGCUGGCGGUGGAGCUGGGCGGCGGCGCGGCCGAGGCGCUGGGCACGCCGGCGCUCAACGUGUCGCACGCGGGGCUCGUGCCCACCGCGCCGCAGGUCUUCCGCAUCACGCUGCCCUGCACCGGCCGCGUCUCGGCGGAGGUCAACGUCACCGUCGCCAUCAACGUCACGCUCGGCCCAGGCAACGUCACCUCGCUCGCCAUCCGACGACGCAAGUUCUGCCAGAAGGGCGACUAUGACACGGACGUGGUGGUGGUGAUGGACUCUGCGCCCGAGGGCGCGUCUGCGCUCGUCUUCUACGUGGCCAUGGGCUGCGCGUGCGCAGUCAUCGCCGUCAUCGUCGCCUUCAUCGCCGUGUACUACGUGCGCAGCGGGAAGGCGCGGCGCCAGGGCGAGAUGCUGCAGGAAUCACGCAACGGGUCGAGCAGCAGCGCGCAGGGCCACGCCACCUUCCUGACGGCGGCGGAGGCGGCUGCGGCGGCGGCCGCGGCGGCGGGGGCCAGGGGCUGCGGGAGUGGGGGCGGCGCGGCCUGCCGGCGGGGGUGGCCGCGGUGGGGCCGGGGGCGGCAGGCGCCGGGGGCGGCACCUCCGCCUCCCUCGUGUAAGUCGGCAGCGUCCUACGCCUCCUUCCGCCGCCCGCCGUCCUACUCGCUGCUGCUGGACGAGCGGCCGGGCCACCAGGACAUCCACGAGCGCAUCGCUGAGCUCACCAUCCAAAGGUGCCGGGUGCGACUGCGCGCGGUGGUGCUGGAAGGCACCUUCGGCCGCGUCUACCGCGGCUCCUACAACGACGAGGAGGUGCUGGUGAAGACGGUGGCGGACCACGCGGCGCAAGGCCAGGUGUCGCUGCUGCUGCAGGAGGGCAUGGCCAUGUACGGCGUCACCCACAAGCACGUGCUCUCCGUGCUGGGCGUGUCCAUCGAGGACCACACCGCGCCCUUCCUCUAUAAAAUCCUGUUCCUGCAGAAGUGCAAGCUGUGCCCGGAGGGCGUGGCGCACACGCUCACCACGCAGGAGGUGGUGGAGAUGGCGCUGCAGGCGGCGUCGGCCGUGCACUUCCUGCACAAGCGGCGGCUGGUGCACCGCGACCUGGCGGCGCGCAACUGCGUGGUGGACGAGAAGCUGCGCGUGAAGGUGGCGGACAACGCGCUGGCGCGGGACCUCUUCCCCGCCGACUACCACUGCCUGGGCGACAACGAGAACCGCCCCAUCAAGUGGCUCGCCGUCGAGAGCCUGCUCCACAAGCACUUCUCAACUGCCUCUGACGUGUGGUCGUUCGGCGUGCUGCUGUGGGAGCUGACGACGCUGGCGCAGCAGCCCUACGCGGAGGUGGACCCCUUCGAGAUGGGCGCUUACCUGCGCGACGGAUACCGCCUCGCGCAGCCCGUCAACUGCCCCGACGAGCUGUUCGCGGUGAUGGCGUACUGCUGGGCGGUGAACCCCGACGAGCGGCCGACGCUGUCGCAGCUGCUCAUCUGCCUGCAAGAGUUCCACACGCAGCUCACGCGCUACGUAUGAGCGCCGGCGCCACCUCGCCCGCCACGCCACGCCCCCGCGCCCGCCACGGACCGCCCGCGCCAAGUGCCUGUGCAACAAAACGGCGGCUGCGGCGGGCGCGGGCGCUUCUAGAAAUCCACGGCCUACGCCGGCGCCCGCCCCGCCACGCCGCAUGCCACUCGUCAUGCCACGCCACGACCACGCCAGCGACGCACGCGCCCGGCGCCGCGCGCCUAAC
Gryllus bimaculatus (two-spotted cricket) is the source of this 1990-nucleotide messenger RNA. The record is from the annotation of a GenBank genome assembly. Lineage: Eukaryota; Metazoa; Arthropoda; Insecta; Orthoptera; Gryllidae.